AUGUGGCAGAGCAUCGGGCUGACCCUGCUGGUGAUCGUGGCCACGCUGGCCUGCGUGCUGCUCUUCAUGCUGUGCGGAUGGUACGUGGUCUGGCAAUUGUUUUUGUCUAAAUUCAAAUUCCUGAGGGAAUUAAUAGGUGAUACAGGAUCCCAGCAGGGGGACAACGAGCCUUCAGAAGCUGAAACUGAACAGGAAACUCCGCCCUCGCCUCUGAGAGGGAGACAGAAAUCGGCUCGGCAGCGAAGGGCACCUACAGAAGACACGACUUAAAAGUACUCCACUGAACUUCUGAGUAACUGUGGAUGGUUAACACUUCUGCACUCUGUCCUUCAGUGGUGUCACCUUACUGAGAAUUUCACCCAAGAGGUAACAUUGGUCCCUCUGGA
Cinclus cinclus is the source of this 386-nucleotide messenger RNA. It is a transcript of the gene SMIM13, whose product is annotated as small integral membrane protein 13. The record is from RefSeq and is a predicted model, not a curated record. The transcript is spliced from 2 exons. NCBI's taxonomy places the organism in Eukaryota, Metazoa, Chordata, Aves, Passeriformes, Cinclidae. Bases 1 to 270 code for a protein of 89 amino acids.